Messenger RNA from Ilex paraguariensis (yerba mate), 1635 nucleotides. The record is from the annotation of a GenBank genome assembly. NCBI's taxonomy places the organism in Eukaryota, Viridiplantae, Streptophyta, Magnoliopsida, Aquifoliales, Aquifoliaceae.
AGACAACCCUACUCGCUAAUACUGCCAUUGCCAUGGCCUCCUCUGCUUCGUCCAUCCAUUUCUUCUCUCUCACUCCCCAAACCCUGUCUCUCUCCUCUUCCAAACCCACUACUACUUCAGUCUAUCUCUUCUCUACUACCUCGCUCAAGCCUCUUCCCAAGCUCAUUUCCCUGUCUUCUUCAUAUAAACUUCUCGAAGUGUCGUCGUCUCGCUUGGUACGAAAAGUCGCAGUUUCUUCUAAUUUUCGGCAAUUAGAAGAAGAAGAGGAGGUCUUCGGUGAUGACUCAGAGGGGCGUAGUUUCUCACCAGACCUCAAACUCUUCGUGGGUAACUUGCCCUUUAGUGUGGACAGUGCCGCUCUGGCUGGGUUGUUUGAACGGUUCGGUAAUGUAGAGAUGGUUGAGGUUAUAUAUGACAAGUUUACAGGGAGAAGCCGUGGAUUUGGUUUUGUGACGAUGUCUACUGUUGAGGAAGUCAAAGCAGCUGCUCAGCGAUUCGAUGGCUAUGAACUUGAGGGGAGGGUUUUGCGGGUGAAUUCUGGUCCUCCCCCACAGAGAGAAGAGUCUUCUUUUAGCAGGGAGUCUUCCUUCAGAGGAGCUAGGGGUGGGACAAGUUUUGACAGCUCUAACCGGCUUUAUGUGGGAAACCUUGACUGGGGUGUUGACAAUCUAGCACUUGAAACCCUGUUUAGUGGACAAGGAAAAGUUAUGGAAGCUAAGGUCGUCUAUGACAGAGAGAGUGGCAGAUCAAGGGGUUUCGGAUUUGUAACUUACAGUUCGGCUGAUGAGGUCAAUAGUGCAAUUGAAUCAUUGGAUGGUGCUGACCUUAAUGGCAGGGCAAUCCGAGUAAGCGUUGCUGAGGCUCGGCCAAAGCGUCAAUUUUGAUCACUAAAUAUUUUGUGCUGCCUUCGACCAAGAAAAAAUCGGUAUAAAUCUUUUCAUUUGACCCACAGUUGGGUUUUCUCUUUCAAGCUUUCUUAGAGCAGCUAAUAUACUGACACCACACACUAGCGCACGCGCACGCACGUGGGCGCGUGCAUAUAUGUGCAUCUAUGUAUGUCAAUGUUUAUAUCUAUAUCAUAAGAUAAGGAUGCAUUAUGUCUCGAGGGAUUAUUAAGCUUGACAAGCAAAUGAACAGAGUUGUGUUCAUUAGUCAUAAAUAUGCAUUUUGCCAGAGCUGUCUUGAUGUUUACAAAUGCCGAGAGUUGUUUUUAUUAUUCAUUUGGUAAUACACGGGCGGAGCUAAGAUUCUAUCAUAGUGGGGGCAAAAUCAUAAAUAAAAAAUAUAAUCAGCCCGUAUUAAAAAAAUUUCUGCAUCUCCCACUACAACAAAAGAUAUUUUUUACGACGAUUUUAAAUUUGUCGCAAAAAGUUUAUUAUUUGCGACGAUUUUAUAAUUGUCACAAUUUUUUACGACAAAAAGUUUUUGUUGUAAAUAGUUUUAUCUCGUCGCAAAAAUAAAUAAUCUAAAAUUUAAAGUAAAAUAAAAUCUAAAUUUUUAUUUUGGCAAUUUUUUGCAACGUUUUUUUAAAAACGUCGCGAAAAGGCGAUUCUCUCCAAUUUGUAUUUGGUAGAAGAAACUGCGGGAUUUGACAAAUUAAAUAAAAAAAUAAUUUAAUUAUUUUUUUGCAACAUU